AUAGAUUUCAGAUAUUAUUUUAAGUGGUAAAGUUAUGAUUGAUAAUUACAUAUACACACAUUUUCACACGGUUUGUCACAAGCUGGGACUUGCUGUAUUGUCUGGUUCGUGUUGAACUGGGACAUGCUCAUUUUGGAAGUUUGUACUGGAGGAACAAUUGAAACUCCCUGAUGGGUAACAGUCCAAGCACACCAGUCACGUGACACUGACUCAUUGACGCCACCUGCUGGUUAGCUGUGGGUGCAUCACCUGCCAGGGGGACAAGCCUUCAUGUUUAGGUCUAUGGAUGAACCAUGUGGGUGCAGUCAGUGCAUGACUACUCAAACUACGGGCUGCAUUCCCAAAAAUCACUGCUACAAAAUAACACACACACAAAAAAACAAAGCCAGAAAUAAACAGCUCCGAUAUUUCACUUAGAGGGCGAUUUCUUUUUUUAUUAUUAUUUUUUUCUUUUUCGUUUUGUGUGUUUUCAUUUCGAAAAGUAAAUAACAUGUGCUCCCUCUGAGGGUGCGCUGCCUUGCGUGACUCACAUUCCCUCUGAACUGUAGUAGGUCAGCCCUGAGUUCUGUAGCAUUUCAUUAGAACCGGAACACCUUGCAUGUGUCACACAGACCCCCUGUUCUGAACACCCACUACUGGAGUCAAAUGCACCAGGAACAUCAAGGCUUCGUGAAGCACCGACACAGAAACCCAAUCCUAAAACCACCAACACUUAAUCCUAACAACUAUCACACUGCAAAAUGGCUAUUGAGCCCCCAGCCCUUAAUAAAAAGUUUCCCAUAGUAAAAGCACAGCAAAGUGUGAUAAGCCCAUGAACGCUUGUUAAAGCAUGGUGCAAUGAAUUGGCAUCUCAGCCCUUUCAAUUGAAUGGUGAGGCGAGGGCUGGAAGUGAACCGUACGGUUCACACGAGAGACAUGCCAUUCAACUAAAGAGCAAGCUGUGUAGUCUAGAGUACAGCAAGUACGGGUCUCCUGCUGAGCAGCCACGAAGAGGAGACUCGCUACAGUAAGUAAACGUAAACCCUGAGCGGUAUGGUGAAGCAUAUUAAAAAACAAAACCUUGUAAACACUGAGCAGCACUACCAUGUUAAACAUGUGUGCAUUAAACGUUUUCUCUUAAAAAUUAGACCCCCCCACCCCCAAAUACUGCAGCAAUACCCUGAAUUGCACAACUAUAACCACAAAUUCAUUGUGGUCUCUGACUACAACAAUACCCUUUCCUCCUCAAGUAAUGUUCUCUUUUUAAGCUUCAUUAGUCCUACACCCCAGAUCAGAAUUCCCAUUGCAGAUGGCGCAGAGAGUGUUAUCUUGUAAGUAUUGAAGAUAGCUUUCAACACCAAGGGGAUGCUGCAGUUUCAAUCUGUGUUGGAGUCUGGCUCAAUCCGGGUGAAAACCCAGAUCCUGAGGUGGGUCGCUGGGACCUGGGUAUACCCUGGUACGUGGUUUCACACUCUACUGGACUCUACCCUGGGUAGAAGUGCCAGUAUGAAAGGGGUUUAGGUUGGGCUCUUAGCUGGCUCUCAGUUAGGCACUUUGCGCACUCAGAAAGAUCAACACUGCUGAUUUGCAUUCGUCUGAUAAAGAUCUGUCAUUGUGAAAAAACCUAGCGCCGGUUCCUUUUCCUUCCUUUUUCAUUCUUAAAUAACACUUUCACAGGCUGGUGCUCUUGCAUAUCAGUAACAGCAUUAAAAAUGAGGUUUUUGGUUUUUUUUGUCUUUCUCCUGCCCACAUUUUCCCAGACAGAACGUCCUGACUGUUCCAGUGGAGCUCACCAGCCUGUCUCUUCGGUGUCGCUUGCUGCUGUCCAGUUAUAUCUCUCAGGACCUAUGCUCGCCACUUUAUUGACUAUUUCCAACUCCAACCUGCACAAGCUGUUGUUUGCAGUCAUAAAACUAGUGCUGGUUUUCCUGGUCAUCUGGCUGGCAGCUUUCAGCAUGGACACCACCAAGCGGCCCCACAGAGCCACGCACACGCUGAGGGUCCUGCUGUGGCACUGGCCCUUCGGGAAAAGCUCCAACCUGAGCGGGGACGUCUGCUUGGACCUCUACAACAUCCGACACUGCACUCUGACCGACGACCGCUCCCUCUUCAACCAGUCCCAUGUGGUUGUAUUCCACCACCGGGAGAUCCAGAGGAAGGUCUCAGUCCUGCCCACCAGGGAGCGUAGACCCUCGGGGCAGAUGUGGGUCUGGAUGUCCCUGGAGUCCCCGAGUGGCAACAAAAACGUGAAGGAGCUCAAUGGCCUAUUCAACUGGACCCUGAGCUACAGGAGGGAUGCGGACAUCUCCGUGCCAUACGGGGAGCUGGUCUCCGGCCGCUGGGCUCACCACCCCAGACCCAAGACCGGACUAGCCACCUGGGUGGUCAGCAACAAGAAGAGGACGCAGCUGAGGAGCCUGGUGUACGCCAGCCUGCGCAACCACCUGAGAGUGGACGUCUUCGGGAAAUCCAACCACCGGCCGCUGUGCCCGGACUGCCUCCUACCCACCAUCUCCAACUACAGCUUCUACCUGGCCUUUGAGAACUCGGUGUACCAGGACUACAUCACAGAGAAGCUCUGGAGGAACGCCUUCAUGGCCGGGGCAGUGCCAGUGGUGCUCGGGCCUCCCAGGUCUAACUACGAGGAGUUCCUGCCCCCGGAUUCGUUCAUCCACGUGGAUGACUUCCACUCCACCAAAGAGCUGGCUGGUUACCUCAAGGAGGUGGCGGGCAACGAGAGUCGAUAUCAGCGCUAUUUCGAGUGGAGGAAGACGGCCACCGUGAAGCUGUACACAGACUGGAGGGAGCGGCUUUGUACCAUCUGCACCAAGUAUGACUGGCUCCCCAAAACUAAAGCUUAUCACGAUCUGGAGGCUUGGCUUCACAGGGAACUUUUAUAAGGGCAGUGAGAGGGUCCAGUCCCCCUGCCUGCCAGAGGGUCCAGUCCCCCUGCCUGCCAGAGGGUCCAGUCCCCCUGCCUGCGAGAGGGUCCAGUCCCCCUGCCUGCGAGA
Acipenser ruthenus (sterlet) is the source of this 2990-nucleotide messenger RNA. RefSeq names its product alpha-(1,3)-fucosyltransferase 7-like. Gene Ontology annotation, molecular function: alpha-(1->3)-fucosyltransferase activity. Lineage: Eukaryota; Metazoa; Chordata; Actinopteri; Acipenseriformes; Acipenseridae. The coding region runs from base 1692 to 2879 and encodes 395 amino acids. Gene Ontology annotation, cellular component: membrane. The transcript has 2 exons. The record is from RefSeq and is a predicted model, not a curated record.